Mycena citricolor is the source of this 2476-nucleotide messenger RNA. The record is from the annotation of a GenBank genome assembly. NCBI's taxonomy places the organism in Eukaryota, Fungi, Basidiomycota, Agaricomycetes, Agaricales, Mycenaceae.
GCAUCAUGACAAAAACAAGUGCGUUAUCGAUAACAGAUCUUGAUGCCAUCAGACAGGCUUCAGGCGAACCUUGUCCAGUUUUUCGAUGCCUCGCGCGUUGCGUCCCAGGAAAUCUCAGCCUAAUUACGCGGCACUUUUGGAUCUCGGAGAAGAUGAAACGGAAGCGGGGCCGUCCCGUCGAGCCGUGGUCGAAGAUGUGGACAGCGGCAGCGAUUUCGCCCCCGAGAACGCUCCUACUGGAGACGACCCUGGCGGAGCGGAGGAGGCAUACGACUCUGCCGAUGACGAGCCUAUGGACGCGGACGAAGAAGAAGCGGAACUCGAGGAGCUCGGCGACGCGUCGUCCAAGGUGAAGUCCCGCGCGAGAAUUCAAGCGACCCAGACAGCCCGGACAAAACGCGACUCGGUCAAUCAACCCCGCGUGGGUGCCGGGAAGGGCGUGCUCCUCCCAUCUCUGGGGGGUGGCUCGGGAAUUGCGCGGACUUCGAAACGCCAGAUCUUCGCCGUGCCGACGCCCACCGUGAACCAGAGACACCGCGCGGUCCCACUGUUCUCGCGCAUCGGACGCGUUGAACGACUUACUCAGAAGCCAGAUCUGUUCGGCCCGUCGCAUACGACCUCCACGAACAACUUCACGCAGAGCGCUGCUGUGACGAAGCGCAUCCACAAAGGCCUCGCGCUGAACGUCGGGGCGGGUCCCAUCUGGCAGUUGAUCGAAGACCGCGGGUGGUACAAAGAAGAGGUGAUCGGAGACGGCGAGUUUCAAGUGGAUGCUCAACGUAGGCCCGUGAUGCACCGGGACAUACGCGUGAAAACUGGGCUCAGCAUUCUCACUCGAGAAGAAGUGGAACUGUUCCUGCCAACGGACACUGUGACUACGGUCGACGGGAAACUAAAACCACCACCACCCAUUUCUUGUCUCAUGGGGCCUUUCGGGAAGCAAGUUCCGGUCCAGAUUGACAUGUUUCAGAGUCGCAAUAAUUCUGAGUGGUUUCCGGAAAGCAAAUCUCACAUCUUCAAUCCCGGAGCUCCAGCAUGGGGGCUCGACUGGUGUCCAAUACACUCAGAUGACCGGGCUGCUCGUGACUACACCCAAUAUCUCGCCGUCGCACCGUUUCCUACGCGUCUACACUCACCCGACAUCGGAGUCAAAGCAGUACAUCCAAGCCCAGCUUGCAUCCAGAUCUGGACACUCAGUCCCACGCACCCAGACCGGCCAACGUCUGAGGAUGCGGGCGAGCUGCGUUGUGCAAUGGUGCUGUGUGUUGACUGCGGACCGGCACACGAACUCAAAUGGUGUCCUCUUCCAUCGCAUGAUUCUGCUCUCGACAAAGAUCAAGCCACACCGCGCAAACUAGGUCUUUUAGGCGGGACAUUUGAAGAUGGCUCCUUCUGUGUUUUUGUCGUGCCUGACCCGGCAGAUGUGACACCGGUAGGACACGAUCUGUCGGCACCUGUGUUCGUCAGACUACCGGAGCCCAUCAUCCGUAUCGACCUCGAGGAGACGUCUUGCUUCACUUUCGACUGGGCCAAUUCCGAAUUGAUUGCAAUCGGGACCACUCAUGGCACGCUAGCAGUGUUCCAUCUGGGGCAGGUGCUCAAGAACUGUGCUGGCUCGAACCCUGCUUUGGCUCAGCGGGUGCUCCCUUCACAUUACCUGACGAUACACCAGUCUGCGAUCCGGGCACUCACCUGGAUCCGGGCGCCACCAAGUCUUGCUACCGGGGAGCCUCGCACCGACGGUGACCCGACGGUCAUUGCCACGGGCGGAUACGAUGGGCUGGAGUGCCUGACGGACAUCCGGGAUGGCCACGGCUCGAUCAUGAAUCGCACAAGAGACGUCGUGAACUGCAUGACUUACUCUGCUUUUGCCUCUGGCCCUAUCACAAUCGAUCACGAAAAUAUCAUCAAAGCGUAUUCCGUGUCGCCCAGUUUGCUUGGACGUGGGCAUACGCUCAUUGAGCCAGAAGGGCCGAGCGUUCAUGCUUCCGACUUCCAUCCUCAGCUGGCCAUUGGCUCGGCGGACGGUGUCUGCAGCACAACAAAUAUGCUGAGAUCGAACAGGCGCAGUGGCUCUGUGCCCUUUUUUGUGCACAAGAUCUACCAGUUAGACUACAACCGGAAGACCGAAGAGUUCAGAAUGCUCGAGCACUUCCUCCCAUUGGAAGCGCAAGACAGACCGACUCAGACCAAAAUGAAGACAGAGAAGGCCGCCGCCAAGCAGAACAACCUAAUCACGCCCGUGGGCACAGGGGUGUGGCCCAGAGAAGUUGGUGUCCACAAAGUGGUGUGGAAUUCUGGAAACGGGCUGGGCUCUGCUCCCCUCCUUGCCUCCGCCACUGGGUGCGGCCUCUGUCGGAUAGAUGUCGUGUGGGGACGGUGGCUCAACGACAACACUCCCUAUUACUCUGUUGCCGAUCUCAGGCUGGACGGGAACCGGGCGGCCAUGGAUGCUGAUUCGGACGAUUCGGAGUAG